Molecule: messenger RNA, 10576 nt
Organism: Epinephelus moara (kelp grouper)
Lineage: Eukaryota; Metazoa; Chordata; Actinopteri; Perciformes; Serranidae
Gene: tgfbr3
Product: transforming growth factor, beta receptor III
Exons: 17
Coding region: 316-2841 (841 amino acids)
Source: RefSeq, a predicted model, not a curated record
GAUAGAUAGUAAACUGUUUAAAACCGUGAGCGAGAGGGGCUGUUUACCCACACUGUGGCAACAUAUCACGUCAGCUUCCUCCGUGACCGCAGUUUCCUCCAAACAACGGGAUGGUGUGAACAUCCAGAGGAGAGAAGAACAACUUUCAUAUCCUCACCCACCGGAGCGACUUCUACUUCAACCAAGUUUACUUGGGCACUUUCUGGAGACUGCAUGCUGGGGCUUGAAGCUGACUUCCUGCAGACUGCUUCAUAGAGAGGGAAACCUUUGUGAGAAGGCCUGUUCGCCCACCAUCCUCAUACUGGAAGCUACAGGAUGGCGAGAAGAUUCCCCGUUCCCUUGUUACUUCUUGCAAUAUGCUGCCUGGCAUCUGCAGGGCCAUUGUUUCGCAGCCCUUGUGAGCUGCUGCCGGUGGGGAUUGGACACCCGGUGCAGGCUACACUGAAGAGCUUCACCGCCCUGUCAGGCUGUGCAAGCAGGGGCACCACCAGCCUCCCUCAGGAGGUCCACAUCAUCAACCUGAGAGGACAUGUUCCAGAGGGACCAGACAACACCCCGGCUGAAGUUGAGCUGCAUCUGAAGCCGAUCCAGUCUCUGCUGCGCCACCAGAAGCCGCUGGUCUUUGUGCUCAACUCCCCCCAACCACUCAUCUGGAAGAUCAAGACAGAGAACCUGGCCCUGGGCAUUAAACGUACCUUUCAUGUAUCUGAGGGCUCAGAGGUCCACUUCCAGCCAGGAAACUUCUCCCUCUCCUGCCAGAUCCAGAAGGAGACCCUUCCCCAUGGCAACGAGCACCUCCUCAACUGGGCCCAGAAGAAGUACAGGGCAGUCACCUCGUUCUCUGAGCUCAGGAUGACUCAAGACAUCUACAUCAAAGUCGGAGAAGAUCCACUGUUUUCUGACACCUGCAAAAUUGAUACCAAGUUCCUGUCUCUGAACUACCUGGGCGGCUACGUGGAGCCACAGGCAUCAAAGGGCUGUGUCCUGUCCGGACCUGACAAAGACCAAGAAGUCCACAUCAUCGAGCUCCAAGCCCCCAACUCCAGCAGUGCUUUCCAGGUGGAUGUCAUAGUAGAUCUACGGCCUCUGGAGGACGAUGCCCCGCUGCAUCGUGACGUCGUCUUGCUGCUCAAGUGUGCCAAGUCUGUCAACUGGGUCAUCAAGGCCCACAGUGUGAUUGGCAAGCUGGAAGUAGUGGCCUCUGAUACCGUGAGUGUCAGCUCAAAUGUGGAGAGACUGAUGCAAGUGUCAAAAUCCCCCAAGCAGCACUUGCCAUCAGGGCCACAAGCACUGAUAAAGUGGGCAGGGGAGCAUGGCUACAGCCCAGUCACGUCUUACACCAACACUCCUGUGGCUAACCACUUCAAUAUCCGACUUAGAGAGCCAGAUGUGGUGGAUCCUCUGGAGAGCAUGUUGCCUCCAGAGCUCUCCAUCCUGCGCGACUCCAGUCCUCAUCCAAGAGCGGGAGCUGCGACACGGCACUCCAGCCUGCCCUUUCCCUUCCCUCCAUCUGUGUCUGACGGCCUACCCUACCUGCCUCUGUCCCCCUCCCUCGACGACCGGCCCUGGGAGAAUGGAGAGUUCGAGGAGCACCAGGGCGUUCUGAGUGUUGGCCUCAGUGUGCAGUGUGAGGACACGAGGAUGGUGGUCAGCAUCGACAAAGAAAGCCUGCAGGCGAACGGGUAUGCUCAUGCCAACCUCACGCUCCAAGACCCAGCUUGCAAAGCAACAGUCAAUGCCACCCACUACACACUGGAAACUCCUCUGACUGGCUGUCAGACCACCGUAUAUCCCAUGCAGGGUAGUCCAAUGGCCCUCUACAUCAACUCUGUCCUGAUAAGUCAUGCUGAGACUAAGGAUGGGAGUGGUGGGCCGCUGGAUUAUGAGGAUCUGGAAUCUGGAGACGUGCUGUUCCCGAGGGACCCAGUUGAGAGGACACUUACGGAGGCCCCAGAACACCAGUCCGUCAUAAUGUUCAACUGCACGUACCGAAAGAGCCAGGAAACCUCGGUGACACUUCCCAGGAUUGUACCAGGACCAGGAAGGCAACCAGUCAGCAACACGACAUUUAACAUGGAGCUGUACAACACAUUGCCGUUCAACAAUCCUUCACGCCAGGCCUUCUUCACUGUUGCACAAAAGCAGGACGUUUUUGUGGAGGUCACAUCAGCCACAUCAGAUCCAGAGCUGGGGUUCACCAUCAUAUCCUGCUUCAUUUCUCCCAACUCCAACCCCAGUGUGGCCUCAGACUACACUCUCAUUGAGACGGUCUGCCCCACAGACGACUCCGUCAAGUACUAUCCUCAGAGGGACUUCCCUGUGGAGAAGAAAAUUUUCAGCUUCAACUUCAGCUCAAAGUUCAACAUGUCCCUGCUUUUCCUGCACUGUGAGAUGUCUCUGUGCUCCAAGAGACCUCUGAGCAGCCAAGGACUGUCGAAGUGCUUACAGCCCGGUGAGCCCUGCGAUUCUCUUGGUCUGGACAGUAUCAUGACCAUGAUGCUGAACACCAAGACGUCUACCAAGCCGCUGGUUGUGGUGGAUGGAUCUGGUCCACCAGGUGACACAGUUACUCUUCCAAACAUUGCCCCCACAAGCCCACGGGAUCGUCCUGACAACACGCUGUACGUGCUGGACACUCCGACAGUGGUGGGGAUCGCCUUCGCAGCCUUUGUGAUCGGGGCUCUGUUGACCGGAGCCCUGUGGUUUAUCUAUUCACACACAGGUGAGACAGCUGGCACGCAGCAGGUCCAGAAGUCCCAGCCGGCCUCAGAGAACAGCAGCGCGGCCCACAGUAUCGGCAGCACACAAAGCACGCCCUGCUCCAGCAGCAGCACAGCGUAGCCCAGGACGCAGGCCAGCGGGACACAAAGCCCUGCCGUGCCACAGGAAGGGCCCGACGGUUCACAGGGACCGGUUAGUUGAUUACCUUCCAUGAAAGGAAUUAUUUUUGGGGGAUGCAAUAGGAAGGAAAAAAAUAUGAUAUGAAAAAAAAACCACACAGUUACACCUUUGGUUCUUAUAUGAAUUCCUUUUGUGCCACUUCAAGUGUGUGCAGACAGAUAUACUGUCCUGGUGUUACUGCUCUGUAAUGUAGUGAGACCCAGCUUGGCAGCCUCACCUUUAGUUAAAAAAAAACUACAAAUGUGAGUUUAUUCCAGGCAUUUCUUUCCAAUCCAAAUGCUGCUUUUUUCUGACCACAACACAGCCUUUAGUUUUGGCCUUACAUGGUGUGACUUAGGCUGUUUGUUACAAGCAGGUGCUCUCCAACAGCAGGCUGCAGUGAUGUCAGUAUUAGUGAGAGUGAUGUUCAUGGCUGGACUGUAACAUGUUACUUCACGACAUGCAACCCUGAAGGUGGCAAAGGAGCAAAGCAACCACUAUUAACAUGCGGACAAAGUGCAGUAAGAAAGGAAAUGGUCGUCUCGACGCAGAGAGAGAGAAUGGCUUCAAAAAGAUGCGAGGCAGUGUAGGUAUUGAAUGUAUACAGAAGAGUUAACGCCAAAAAAUGUGAAAGAAAAAUGUGAAAGACAUGCUGAUAAAAUACCACAUUCUAUAAUGUACUCAUUCUUCCCUCAUAAUGGAUUUAAACAUGCAGCUUGGUAAAGCAUAGUUUACCAGUGCUCUCUAUACAGUAGUUGUAGUGAUGCAUUUCAGUAGACAGGAUCUGAGUGUUACAAAACUUCAUAGGGGCAUUAUGGGUUCCCUUUUACUAGUAGUCAUUAAUGGAGUAGUUCAGCAUUUUGGGAAAUGUGUUUAUUUGCUGUUUGUCCAAAAGUUAGAGGAGAAGAGUGCUUUAAAAGGAAUAUUUCAACCACAGAAUGAUCAGUUGUAAAUCACCCCGUUUUAAACUGAGAAGAAAACUUUGCUUUUCCGGCAUGCCUCCACAGUGAAGGAAGAAUCGAAAUAAACAGAACAUUUUGAUGAAUUGGAGUAUAAGGGGUCUGCGUUCAACAAGAGCAAAACUAAAUAAAAACAUCUGUUUAACAAACUCUUACACAACUCGUGCAGCAUAACUCAAGUCUCAUUUAUCCAGUCGUGCACUCUGUGCUUCCUAAACAGACAGAUCCUCUCUUAAGGGGAAUUGUACUAAAGGUUUUCGCCAACUGGUGACAUGACCGGUGCCUUGAUCUAUAGUUUCUUUGUGUUAUUGUGUGACUUUGUUAAAUCUGAAGUAACCUUCUAAAGCACCAAAGUCACACAAUAACCCUAACUGAUCAAGCCAGCGAUUGACCAGAAGCUCCUGUGUUCAGUGAGAUAAGACGACCUUUACAUUUUUGUCAAUGGAGUCUGGCUUUCAGGGUGCUUUCAGACCUAGAGUUGUCUUGCUUUGGUCUGAAUCAGGGACUCAUUUUGUUACACAGUUGUAUAAUUGCCUAGAGUUGGUUCAUGUUCUCACGGCAGCAUUUACAAGCGGACCAGAUAAAAUACCUUACGUGAGAAAGCUGCUCUUGGUUGGUCAGAAUUUGCAGAUCGAGGUCAGAACACGUUCUCACCACAAACGAACCGCACCAGAGUUAGUUUGUAACCGGACUGAGACCACCUCUUCAAGAAGGUCUCGAUCUGGUUGUUUUGGUGAGCACCUGAGUGUGAUUGCUGUGUUCACAUCUGCCCAAAUGCACCGCACUUAGGGGGCAAACGAAUUUGAGUUUGAUUGAACCGAACCAAACAGGGCAGGUGUGAGAGCACCCUUCGAUCAGGUCCCUGUUGGAAAGGGCUGCCUGUUUGUUAAGCACUGAACAUAUGAAUGGAGUGAGAUUUGGAUUAUACUGCACGAGUUGUGUGAGAGUUUGUUAAAGGAUGUUUUGAUACAGUUUUGCUGCUAAAUGUGGCCCCCUUUUACUUCAGUUCAUCAAAAAAAUUCUAAAUUCUUGGUUUGCGAGGAAAACAAAGUUGUCUUCACGGUUUCAACCUAACACAGGGCGGGUAACACAAAUGAUGAUGAUCAGCAGAGAAAACAGGUAGCUCAGAUAAAUAUAUGACCAUUUUUAAGAAAAAGUUGCUACUGUUACAUAAAAAAAAAUAUUCCUCUGAGCUCGCUGUUUCCCCCGCUUCAUGUUUUUAUGCUAAACUGGCUAAUCUCCUGGGUCACUCUUGUAAAUUAAGCCAAUGAGGAUAUUUCCCAAAAUGCAAUAAUCUUUUAAGACCUGUAUAUUUUUUGUGAAUAUUGUAAAUACUCAAAAGUGUUAUGAGGCAGAGUGUGUGCAACUUCCGUUCUCUGUAUCUUGCAUCUCUGGAUUAGACGAGAUUUAUCAGUGUGAGAUGCACGUUAGUACCGUUUCUAAUUUUUAAUGUGAUAAAAUAAAAAUCAUGGCGCUAAAUAAUAAAUUCACUUUAAGGUAUAAUUAAAGAACAUGGAUUCAAAAUUGUGGCUUAGUCUAGUUGACGUACCUUGACGUACUUCAGAAACUGUAAAAAAACAAAACAAAACAAAAUACACAUUUUUGGCCUUUUCUCUUUAUAAAUAACUUAAAGAUGAUUAUUUUUCUGUCAGUGAACUAAUCGAUGAUUCAACUAAAUGUUUCAGUACAUAGACGGAGCAGAUUUGUUACGUUCAAAGCCAAACCGUGUACAGUGUAUGGAUUUUCUUACCUUUUUGUAUAAAUCUUGGCACUGACAGUGUGUUGAAUAAGCUGUAGCUGAAGCUCAUUACUAUAGACAUAUAUAUAUUUUUAUGUUUUUAUUUUUAAACUGCAACACCACGAGUACCCCACCGUCUCAGAAUAAUAUGAAUGUUUGCUGUAGUGCCUUCUUUUAACCUGUAUGUGUUUCUGUCCGACUGCAUGUGGGGCCUUCAAAUCCGAGAAGGGAACUCUCCCUGAAUCGAUUUAACAGAACAACAGAAUGUAUGUUAUCUCAAAGCUUUUGAUUUUUUUUUUCUUCUUUAUGUAAACACGUGUAAAGCUUUCUACAGAGGGAACAGAGUCUAAAUAUAUAUUUGUGUACAAAAUUAUAUUUUGGAAUAUAUUUACCAAGAGAAAUUUAUUGUAUUCUAUGUGUGUACGUACUGUGAAUUGUGGAUGUGCUCGUACAUAACACACGCUUGUGGGGGAUUUAAUCAGUUUAUUCAUGAAAGGCUUGUGGCAUGUUUUGUGACACUGAAACUCAAAAUGAAAUAUUCACAUUUGUGAUACAAAUUAUUCAGCUCCUAAAUAUAUACAGCUUAAUUUGAAAAACUUCAGUCGUUGACAUCAACAAACUUUGACACUGCACUGACAUCAUUUUUAUUUACAUUUGAUACUUUUAAAUUUCAGUUGUGUUAUUGAAGAAUGUGUCAUAAAACAUGUGAUGAGUUUGUAAUGAAUGUGAUUUUCAGACAAAGCAUUACCUGCAGGUCAUUUCUUCUGUUCAUGGACUCCUUAUGUUUUGUUUAAAUAUGAUUAUAGGUUGUCAUCUGAUCACUGUUUUCAAUAGAUAAUCAGUUUAUUAAUUAGUUUUCAUAAAAUUAAUAUAUCCUAAAUACAAAUUUCACAUCAUUGAGGACCAGCUGUACUAAUGAAUAUUAAACUGUAUUUUUAACAUACUUAAUGAUGGAGUCAGUCCCACACAAACCUCCUCAGUUACUGUUUUGUCAUAAAACAAAACCCAUAUCACAAACUGCCCCUUACAAUCAAUGAAAAAACGAAAGGGACGGGUUCACUACAAAAUCAAAAAUACAUAUUUUCCCUCUUACCUGUAGUGCUAUUUAUCAAUCUAGACUGUUUUGGUGUGUGUUGCAGAGUGUUGGAGAUAUCAGCUAUAGAGAUGUCUGCCUUCUCUCCAGUAUGAUGGAACUGGACAGCACUCAGCUUGUGGUGCUCAAAGCGCCAAAAAGCAUACAUUUGAAAAACUCAACAGCAAUGUCUCUUACCAGAAAUCACAACCUGGUUACUCAAGACAAUCCACAGACCUUGUUGUGAGCAGUUUCAAGUAGGAACUAUUUUCUGCCUACCAUAUCACCACGCAGAAGGAAGCGUGCAUCUACUCAUGGGCAAGAUACUGUUGGUGACAGCACAAGAUGGCGUCCAUCUUGGCUGAGCCGAACGUUAGCUAGCUCAGUGGUGUAAUGUUGUGUUCACUAAAAAAAACGUGAUUGGAUUUUUCGCAUUGCAUCACUCGAGUUUGAACGCUAGAAUAUUUUGUUGAUUUGUGUCGUAUGCGCGUGAAAUUGCUGAAUCAAUGAAUAAACAUCCACCUGUACAUCCUCGAAGUUAUAUGUCUCUGGAGGAUUUCAAUGCUGAUUGGCUAUCGCGGCGCAAAUUGGUUGCUGGUCAUCGUAAGUGCUAUAUCGUAGGCAACUGGACUUGCUUGUGUUUCUUGAAGACGUUUCGCCUCUCAUCCAAGAAUCUUUUUCAGUUCUAAAUGACUGGUGCAAAGUUGCAGGCUAUAAACCAUCACCAACCACCUUCAUUUAGAACUGAAGAAGAUUCUUAGAUGAGAGGCGAAACGUCUUCAAGAAACGCAAACAAGUCCAGUUGCCUACGAUACAGCGCUUACGAUUACCAUGACCUGGAUGACUGAGAAUCUUCACUGACAAGUUGCUGAAGGUCAGAUUUUUCAAGAGUAUAACGCAAAAUCGUGCUACUGGCUUAAUUCGCGCUGCUUGAUUCACAUAUUUAACAUUAUCAGCGUUGCAUUCAUCGCACUGCCCAGUGGGAAUUCAUGUCUAAUUGUGUCUUUACAUUGACUUUACCUGUAAUUCACUCGCGCAAAUUAUUUUAUUCACGCCCAUUGUGAAUAAAAUAAAACACUGAAGGCAGGCUGUUCUCAUAAACUGUUCCUAUGACAAGUAAUACAGUGCAGACUUUGCUGUUGAGUUUUUCAAACAUAUUUUUUUGGCACUUUGAGCACCACAAGCCGAGUGCCAUCUAGUUCCAUUAUAUUAGAGUGAAGGCAGACAUCUCUAGGGCCGACAUCUCCAACACUCUGCAACUCACAUCAAAACUAUCCAGACUGAUAAUUAGCACCACAGGUAAGAGGAGAAAUUUGUUAUUUUUUGUUUUUGGGGUGAACUGUCCCUUUAAAUCAAAGCUAAAGAUGGCAGCAGCAGUUAAACCAAAAUGAAAGUGGAAUGUUUAUAAAGUGUGUGUGUAUUCUGUCUGAAUGGAGGGUGGAGAAAAUCCAACUGUCUGUUAUUUUGUUUCUGGAAACUCAACUGUUUUUAAUAACACUUGGGAAAUAUUUUUUUUUAUUGAGUAUUAGAACCACUUGGUUUAAGAGCAGCGUUGUUUGUUUUAUCGGGCCUGUUGCCAGGUGCGUCCGUGCCAAAACCACAGUUAUACAGUGAAAAUACACAGCGGUGAUAUGUAGUCCACUGUCGCUGUCAUCGAGCAGCGUUAUUGUGAACAACAACACUGUAUCCCACUGUGUACAGAACAGUGAGAGAUGCAGAGGGGAAAUGUGCCACAGCCUAUAAUCAGUGGUCAUUGUGGGAUUAAGGCUUUCGGACAUUCCUGUAGUUUUGAGGUUGCUCUUAUCAACCUCGGCAAAACCAUCUCCCCACUUGUAAUUAUCUCCUCCACCCCCUCGUGGUGUCACGCUGUUCGGCGGCUGAGCCUCAAGUUAUGUUCUGGAUCUAAUCUUCUCAUUUGCGAUCAAUUUGGGGAUAUUCUUUCACUCAAACUAACCAUACAGUUCAUGAUAGUCACUGUUAAAAUAUCCACAUUCCUCCCUGCUGUUUGCCCAAGUGCAUGGUGGGAAAAUGCCCCAUUACUCCCCCUACAUGAGCAUGUAAAAGAUAAUGUUAUCAAUAUGAAAUACCAAUGCUGCGUCAAAUAAAGGAGCAUUGUUAUCGUGAAGAUAUUUUCACAGAACAGCUGUAAUUGGAGCACACAUCCAUACAUCUAGUUAAUGAUUGUAUUUUUUAACCAUUUGACUACCUCAUGUUUUUCUAUAAUUGUGUAAUUUGUGUACUAUGUGUGUGAGUGUUUUUUGUGCCUUUGUUUGAACCACUCACUUCGAAUGUAAUCACUGGAUUGAAUGGGCCUUAUCAGUUGUUCUAAGCCUUGUAGAUAUGGGUUAGAAGGUGCCUGCUAUGUCUACUAGUAGGUUACUAGAAGGCCGGUGUCAGUCGUCAUCUGGAUCGAAAAGGCGUCCCUCAGUGGGUGUAGAAAUUAAAUUUAAAAACAACAAAGGACCAGGAGAGUGAUGUUCAUGUCCUGUGUGAAACCAGAAGUCAACAACAAACCCAUUUUCUUUUCCUGAACCUAAUCAUGGAGUUUCGGAAACUCAACCUAACGAAACUAAACUCAACCAGCACUCAUUCCAAAUUCAUCAAAUACUGACGCUUCGCCAAACCCCUCAGUGUCUGGUAACAACGCACAAGGCACCAUUUUGUGUCUGUAGGUGACACACAGCCAAAAUACAUGGUAACACGUGGUUAAAGUUCGUAUUUGUCACACCACAGAAAAAUGUGUCAUUAACCAUCAGCAAAAUUUGAAGGAUUAAAAAGAUCGCAAGAACAUAAAAUAGGUUUCAAAAUUAUAAAAAAAAAUGAACAGCAUUUUCUGCUCUGACACGCUAGGGUCGUGUCCGCUGAAGGAGCUGACGUGGAAAUCGGGCCGCCGCACAGUGACAGACUUGUUAGCAGCUAACUCAGUAGCACACACCCUCCAAACCAGGGAACAAGAGCUGCCGCGUGGCCAUAGCAGCUAACGUUAGCACAAAGCACACCAACAGCUGGUUAGCCAAUUCAGCCAGAAAGACUGAAAGGUUUGUCAGUGACGGAUAUUCAGGUGGCGUUUAUAUAUCUGUUGCAUAUAACAGACAUUUUUAUUCACGUAUUUAUUCGAGUGAAAGAACUAAGAUAGCUCAUGGGAUGUAGCAAACUUGCCGCUCAUAUACAGGCAGCGACACUGAAGCUAUGCGCUCUAAGGUUAGUCGUAAGGAUGGCUCCAGUGCGUCAUCAAGCAUGCUUUGGGUUAAAAGACAUAUGUUUGUUAAGUAGCAUAACGUCACGUAAACAUCGCGUAAGUACCGUCAGUGCGGGAUGACGGGAUAUAAAUUAACGUUACAUUAAAACAUCGAUGACUUUUGGUCACACACAGGACACGAAAAAGCGGUCCUCUCUGUGAAAGUCCACUUUGGAUUUUAGUAAUCCACUUCGCCAUCUUUCUACUCUGUGCGGAAGUGUAGUCAAGCAUUGCUGUACAAUCCCGGGGCGUCUCAUAAACACGCUAAAGAGUGCCCCUGGCAUUAAUAUCACACGCCAAGGGGUGUUGGUAUUUGACGACCUUGGAAUGAGAACGAACUGCAUAUUAAUGAGGCUGAUAACCUUCGAUAAGGCCCAUUCAUCCCAGUGCUAUCAUUGUAAAGGGGUGUUUAAACUAAAGAAAAGUUUAAAUGUUUAUAUAGAUUAUAUUCAGUCGGAUGAUUUGGGGCCCCUGCGUGGUUUCAUUGCAGUUCCACAUUUCUUUUUCAAAGCAAACGAUGAAGAGUUUCCCCAUGAUGCCAAGAUGCCUUUUUUUGGGCGUUGUUGUAAAUGUGUAAAACUUCGGUAAGCCGUUAUUAUUUCCUUUGGUUUUAUGAAACUUUUUAUAUGCUGUAAAUACGCAUGAUAUCUGUAUACCCAUUAUGCCCAAUAAAUGUUCAUAAUAAUGUA